CGCUGUUGUGCGGGUCAGGUCGAACUGCUCCGUCAUUUAGUUGUUGUGCGUCUGGGUUUGCCGACUGCCUGGCUGCGUUUUUAGAGAUUUGGGGGUUUUUUUUCUUGUUGUUUUGAUCGCCUGCUGACUGCAAAAUGGGGAUUUUGUAUUUGUUUCUUUUUGCGGCAUUAGCUUUAACGAACGACGCAGUCGUGAGAAUCCCGUUGAAGAAGUUCCGUUCCAUCAGACGAGAGCUGACAGACUCGGGGAGGAAAGCAGAGGAGCUUCUUGCAGAAAAACACUCCCUUAAGUACAACUUUGGCUUCCCCUCCAGCAGUGGACCCACUCCAGAAACCCUGAAGAACUACCUUGACGCUCAGUAUUACGGUGAGAUUGGCCUCGGCACCCCCCCACAGAGCUUCACGGUGGUGUUUGACACAGGCUCCUCCAAUUUGUGGGUUCCCUCUAUCCACUGCUCCUUCACAGACAUCGCCUGCCUUCUUCACCACAAGUACAACUCUGCCAAGUCCAGCACGUACGUGAAGAAUGGAACCGAGUUCGCUAUUCAGUACGGCUCGGGCAGUUUGUCGGGCUACCUCAGUCAGGACACAUGCACAAUUGGAGACUUAGCAGUGAACAAACAGGUGUUUGGGGAGGCCACGAAGCAGCCGGGCGUGGCCUUCAUCGCCGCUAAGUUUGAUGGGAUCCUGGGCAUGGCCUACCCCCGCAUCUCUGUGGACGGGGUGACGCCAGUCUUUGACAACAUCAUGAACCAGAAGAAAGUGGAGCAAAACGUUUUUUCCUUCUACCUGAACAGGAACCCUGACACCGAGCCCGGCGGUGAGCUUUUACUCGGAGGAACCGACCCUAAAUACUACAGCGGGGACUUUCACUAUCUCAACAUCAGCCGACAGGCCUACUGGCAGAUCCGCAUGGACGGGAUGGGAGUCGGUGGCCAGCUGGAUCUGUGUAAAGGUGGCUGCGAGGCCAUCGUGGACACCGGCACGUCUCUGAUCACCGGCCCCUCGGCCGAAGUCAGGGCCCUGCAGAAAGCUAUUGGAGCCACUCCGCUCAUCCAGGGAGAGUACAUGGUGAACUGUAACAAGAUCCCAACUCUGCCUGUCAUCACCUUCAAUGUGGGCGGACAGUCCUACAGCCUGACAGGAGAGCAGUACGUCCUGAAGGAGAGCCAGGCAGGGAAGACCAUUUGCCUCAGCGGGUUCAUGGGGCUUGACAUCCCCGCCCCCGCCGGGCCUCUGUGGAUUUUGGGAGACGUUUUCAUCGGCCAAUAUUAUACCGUCUUCGACCGGGAGAACAACCGGGUGGGAUUCGCGAAGUCCAAAUAAGCACAGCCCGCGUUUGCCGCAAUGUUUUGUGGUCCAGCUGCAUUAAGGCAAAACAAAAACAAAUCUGUGGUUUCUGAUGCCCACCAACCACGACACACGCUUCUGUUGCUUUGGAAUCGUGUUUUAGCAAUAGAUCUGUAUAGAGUGUAAAUGCACUGGUUUUGAAAAUGCAUUAAUUAGUUUUUAAACUCCCGUUAAGAGUGUUUGGAACAUGAGUGACUUUGUUGUGUGUUGUUUGUACAUGGACGAGGGAUCCAGUCGAUGGUCCUAGUCCUGCGGUUUUGGAACUGAAAUAUCUGAACGAUCUGUACUUAUUUUUUAAAUCAGGGACGUUUUAAGCAGCAGAACAACUUUUAAUUUGCGUUUUAAGGUGAUUGGUCCUCUUCUACUGACUAUCGGGUGUAUCUUGAUCGUGACUGACCUGAAUAAAAGCUGAAAAAGAUAAUUCUA
Lampris incognitus (smalleye Pacific opah) is the source of this 1775-nucleotide messenger RNA. It is a transcript of the gene ctsd, whose product is annotated as cathepsin D. Gene Ontology annotation, molecular function: aspartic-type endopeptidase activity. Lineage: Eukaryota; Metazoa; Chordata; Actinopteri; Lampriformes; Lampridae. Gene Ontology annotation, cellular component: lysosome. The coding region runs from base 135 to 1325 and encodes 396 amino acids. Gene Ontology annotation, biological process: proteolysis. The transcript has 9 exons. The record is from RefSeq and is a predicted model, not a curated record.